Pocillopora verrucosa is the source of this 1434-nucleotide messenger RNA. NCBI's taxonomy places the organism in Eukaryota, Metazoa, Cnidaria, Anthozoa, Scleractinia, Pocilloporidae. The record is from RefSeq and is a predicted model, not a curated record.
AUGAACUUUUCAGUCUCUACACACUCCUAUUUUAACCGCAACCGCUCAGUGUUCAUUUGUCCAGAUGCUCCGCAAUUUGUUUGGGACUUAGAAGAAAGAAACUCUCUUCAGCUGGCAAUCGCCUUCGUAGCUAUCAUUUGUCCAUGCACCAUUCUUUUGAAUCUUUUGGCGAUCUUGGCGAUCCAGAAAUCACGUAGGUUUCAGGCAAACUCAGACAUUCUUAUCGUAAGUUUGGCCACCGCCGAUCUCCUAGUGGGUGCUGUUUCAAUGCCACUGACCAUCAUAGUGGAUGCAUUGAUUCUUCAAGGAACUGUAUCAGAGAACAUAAUAUGCAAGACAAGUGAGGCUCACGUCUUUAUUUUCUACACUGCUUUCAAUGCGUCAGGUUAUCAUUUAAUUUUUAUUGCGUAUGAGAGGUAUGUUGCGAUCGUUAAAUAUUUAGAGUACAGGACUAAAAUAACCAAGAAACUCGUCAAAAGAUAUGUGGUAAUUGCAUGGAUCGUAGCCCUUGCAGUAAAUGCGAUGUUUACAGCACUAAAGGUCACUGGUGUUCGUUAUGAGGUCAUUCUGGUUAUUGAUAUCAUCUAUGGGACAGUUUUGUCUAUCGGUGUUUUACUUCUGUUGUCUUUCUAUGGCAUGGUUGGCAUCAAAACACUGAACCAGAAGCGAAGGAACCUAGGCCAAGCGGUUGCUGCAAACAGAGCAAGAACGGAAAGAAGAGUUGCUAUUACGUUGUUUCUGCUAACAGCUGCCUUCUUCGUUUCUAGUGUUCCUUUUAUCGUUGUGAAUUAUUUAGCGCCAAUAUUGCCAUUUUUCAGGGAGAAUUCAAUUUUCCGUUGGGCAGAAAUUUUCCUUCAAUUAAACUCUUUAGUGAAUCCUGCACUAUAUUUUUAUAGAAACACACUAUAUAGAAACAUUGCACUAACCCUGCUAAGAUAUGGAAAACGGCAAGAAAUUCAACCUACAGUUUGCAUUCAAGACCGUACCAGGGUACACCGUGGUUCUCGAGCCUCAUUUGAAGUCAGGGAACUCGUUCACACCAAACAAGCUCGAAGCCACUCACUAUCACACGCUUGGACAGCGGGGACACUUCAUCGAUUGAACACCAAUUGCAAAGGUGUAGAGCCAGAUGCUGUAAUGAUGAAUAGAAGAAUGUCAUGUCCAGCCCUAAGAAACUAUAACAACAUGCAUGUGAUAAUCCAGCCUGUCUUUCGAACUGUCACGGUGCAUAUUGAACGUGCACCCAGAAAGAAACCUACGAAGAGAAAUUUAUCCAAUGAUGGCAAAGAUGCUAAAAAUACAUAUCACUUCAAGCUGGCGAGAUCAAAGUCUGUGGAUGAAAACUCGUUGGUUGGGGCGAAAAGGGUUAGUCAAAGCCUAGCGGAAGUUAUUUCUCGAAGAUGCAAUUCAAUGCCAUCAGUUCUAAAGAUUUAA